AUGAUCAGUUCCGGGUUCACCAACGCGCCGAUUUCGAAAUAUGGGAUGGUCUUCAUAAUUGCUUCAUCGAUUGUUGUCAGCAUUGCGGACGUGAAAUAUUUAUUAUAUAUACAGGUCGUGCCACAUCUAUGGAAAUAUUGGCAACUAUCCUACACGAAUUCGACAGAAGUGCUCUUUGGAGCACUGCUCAUUUAUCAGCUCAGAGUGAUCGAACGGUUAUGGGGAUCUAGGAAAUUCGGCAGCUUCCUCAUAAGCACCUUACCCUACACAGCCCUCCUCCCACCGCUCAUCCUUUCCUUCCUCCUCCGCCCUCUCUCCCUCAACACCCUAAACUUCCUCCCCGCAGGCCCAACAGCCAUCCUCUUCGCGCUCCUCGUCCAAUUCUACUCCGCAAUCCCCCCCGCAUACAAAUACCGCAUCGCCGCCCCGACCACCACCGCCUUCGCAUCGUCCCCAACAGCAACCACACCCUCGAUCAGCGUCAGCGAUAAAUCCACCACCUACCUCCUGGGCGCGCAGCUCGCCCUCUCCCAGUUCCCCCACUCCCUCGUCCCCGCCGCCGUAGGCUGGGCCGUCGGUUACGCCUGGCGCUCGGAUAUAUUACCCGGCCGUGCGGCCGCGUGGAGGGUUCCCGGCUGGGUCUAUGGAAACACGUCUGUCGAUGCGGCGGCGCGGGAGCACCGGCGGGCACCAGAGGGACUUCGGCUAGAGUUGGCGGCUGGCGGCGGUGGGCCGGGUUGCGGACGGUGGUGGGGAGGACGGGGGGGGGAUGCAGAGAGGUUUGAGGGGAUGAGGAGACGGUUGGAAAGGGAGUCGAGGGCGGCGGCGGCGGCGGGCGGAGUGGGGGUUUCCCAGGUUGGGUUGGAUAGGCAGGGGCCGAAUGAAGGUGGGGAUGGGGGCAGGGGACGGGGGCAGCAGAGGAGGCCGCUGGCGGGGCAGAUAUUGGAUCGGUUUACGGGGAGUUAUUAG
This is a messenger RNA of Histoplasma mississippiense, 969 nucleotides long. RefSeq lists its product with no specific name. The coding region runs from base 1 to 969 and encodes 322 amino acids. The record is from RefSeq and is a predicted model, not a curated record. NCBI's taxonomy places the organism in Eukaryota, Fungi, Ascomycota, Eurotiomycetes, Onygenales, Ajellomycetaceae. The transcript is spliced from 4 exons.